GAGUGUAUUUUGUAGAAGGCCUCAGAAGAGAUCCAGAGAACAUCGGGAAUGGCGUCUGCUGCUCUAAUAAACGAGCUGAGCUGCUCCAUCUGCCUGAACCUUUAUACGGUGCCGGUGUCACUGAGAUGCGGACACAACUUCUGCCGGGAUUGUAUUGUGACUGCUCUGGAUACACAGGAGGGGUCCGGAGUUUAUUCCUGUCCGGAGUGUAGAGAUGAGUAUGUAGAGCGCCCCACUCUGGAGAAGAACAGGAAGCUGUGUAACAUUGUGGAAAACUUCAGAUCUACACAACUAAAGGAGGAGAAAAGUGAGAUCAUCUGUACAUAUUGUGUGGAUUCUCCAGCAGGUGCUGUCAAGACUUGUCUGCAGUGUGAGACUUCUAUGUGUGAUAAACACCUGACAGCCCACAACAAGGCAGUGGACCAUGUGUUGACGGAACCAACUUCAUUCUUCAGUAGUAAAAAGUGCUCCAUCCACAAGGAGCUUCUGAAGUAUUACUGCUCCGAGGACGCCGUCUGUCUAUGUGUGUCCUGCUGUCUGGUGGGGGAACAUAAAGGACACGAAGUGGAACUUCUAGAAGAGGCUUUGGAGAAGAAAAAGGAGAAACUGAGAAAUGUUCUACAAAAACUGACCACAGAGACAACGGAGAAGAAAAUUCUGAAUCUACAGGACCAGAAGAGAAAAGCACAAGAAAAAGCUGAUGAUGAGAAGAAGAGAGUCACUGACCUGUUUGAGGAUAUCAGGAGACAGCUGGAGGUCCAGGAACAGAGAGUCCUGAGUGAGAUCUCCAGACAGGUAGAGGAGGUCUCAUUGUCAGUCACUCAUCUCAUCAAACAGUUGGAGAUACAGAAGGACGAGCUGUCCAGGAAAAUUGGUCACAUUGAGAAGUUGUGUAACAUGACCGACCCAAUAACUGUCCUACAAGAUGAGGAAUUGAAUGAAGGGGACGAGAAUGUUAAAGAAUCUUCUAUUCGUGAUCUGGAUGAUUUUAUGAUCUCUUUUGUGUUGCACAGAUCUAUAACUGAUCUUAUCACUAAUAUACAAUUACAAACCCGCUUCAAUAUACAGGAUGGAAGAGAUCUGCUAUUGGAUGUAAACACAGCCGAUACAUUUGUGGCUUUAUCUGAUGACCUGAGAACAGCAUCCAACACUGAAACAGAAAAAAUUAGACCAGCAUUACCACAGAGAUUUACAGAAUAUGGUCAGGUGAUGAGUAUGGAGAGUUUUUCCCAUGGGAGACAUUACUGGGAAGUAGAGGUUGGUGACUGUGGGGAUUGGGAUGUGGGUGUUUGCUAUCCCAGUAUAGAGAGAGAUGGUGAUGAGUCUUGUAUUGGGAACAAUAACAAGUCCUGGUGUCUCUUCACAUGGGAAAAUGAAUCUGGAUAUCUACAUGACUCUCGAUGCCAGAAAAUAAACCUGGUGUCUCCUGCGCAAAGAUUGGGAAUAUAUUUGGAUUAUGAAGGCGGCCGUCUGUCCUUCUACCAGUUGAGUGACCCCAUCAGACACCUCCACACCUUCACCACCACCUUCACCGAACCCCUCCAUGCUGCUUUCUGUGUGGAUAAGGGAGCCUGGGUAAAGAUUGUUUCUCCGGUGUUUUCUAUAGCUGUAGUUUAAUUUUGCUUAUAUUUUGCCCCCCCCCCCCCCCCAUAUCAACAUAUU
Messenger RNA from Rana temporaria (common frog), 1662 nucleotides. Its product is annotated as E3 ubiquitin-protein ligase TRIM39-like. NCBI's taxonomy places the organism in Eukaryota, Metazoa, Chordata, Amphibia, Anura, Ranidae. Gene Ontology annotation, molecular function: protein binding; zinc ion binding. The record is from RefSeq and is a predicted model, not a curated record. The transcript is spliced from 2 exons. Bases 49 to 1617 code for a protein of 522 amino acids.